AUGUCAUUUGAUAGAAUGGUUCCAGAAUCGUCGAUUGAUACCAGGGAUGGGCCGGGAUCCUGGGAUGGGCUCAUGGGAUGGGCUCAAGGACAUGGGCUGAACUUAUUUGCCCCUAAAAUUUUCUCAGAUUCUCGAAGGUUUCUUAAGGGGAGAAGAAGAGGUCGAUGGGUGGAGGUCCUGAGCCUUUGCGUUUUUGUGCGGCAUACGUCAAAAGAAGGUCUCAAAAUUGUACACGUUAUACUGUCAGAAGAAGUGCUGGCAGGGGUAGUGGUGAUGAUAGUAGUACAAGUGGUGGGAGAAUUAGUGACUGGUAGUGGUAGUAGAAGUAGUAGUGGUGCCGGUAGUGGUAGUGGUGGAGGUUGUGGCAUUGGCAAUAGUGGUGGUAGCGGUAGUGGUAGUAAUAUUGGUAGUACUGGUAGUGGUGGUGGUGGUAGUAGUAGUAGUGAUUGUGGUGGUGAUAGUGGUAGUAGAAGUGAUGGUAGCUAG
Messenger RNA from Mercenaria mercenaria, 486 nucleotides. RefSeq lists its product as uncharacterized. The record is from RefSeq and is a predicted model, not a curated record. Bases 1 to 486 code for a protein of 161 amino acids. The transcript is spliced from 3 exons. NCBI's taxonomy places the organism in Eukaryota, Metazoa, Mollusca, Bivalvia, Venerida, Veneridae.